AUGAACUUUACCGCGCGCGUUAUGGUAUCUGGCCUCGAUCGCCGGCUCAAACUGUCUUCUCUCAUCAAGCUUCGUCUAAUCGUUCCUCCAUCUCUUUACUUCUUGAUCUCGUUAAACUACGCACUUGUCAGCCUUGCCUUCAAGGUACCAUUUAAUCGCAGGCGAGUCGUCCCAUUGUCUCAAGCGUGUUCGCGUCUGAUAGGUGACAGUAGAUUCGGAAAUGGUGGUUUUGUGGCAUUCUGGAUGCUAGCCUGGGUAGGGAUGACCGCUCUUGGCCUCGCAGUGGAGGCUCUGGUGACCAUCUUGACGCCGAAAUUCAUACCCUUCUUCCUUGUCCUAUGGCUAAUCGCCAAUGUCUCCGUAUCAUACUACCCGAUCGAGCUCCUGCCUACGAUCUUCCGCUACGGAUACGCCGCCCCGUUCUACAAUGUCUCACGCGCCGUCAGAACCAUCGUGUUCAGUACCAGGAACCAAGUUGGGCUGAACUUCGGUGUUCUAUUUGCAUGGAUCGCCGUCUCGUGUUUGACGAUCCCUUUGUUCCAGUGGUUCAUGAGGAGACAAGCAAUGACAGAGUUCCGGAAGUCACAAGGUCAGAAGGGCGAGAAGCAAGCUUGACUGUUCCUCGGUUCUCCUGACAACGCGGGGGAGGGGCUAAGGGAGGGUUGUCUGACGAUAUAAUAUACCACGAAAUCGU
Gloeophyllum trabeum ATCC 11539 is the source of this 694-nucleotide messenger RNA. RefSeq lists its product as uncharacterized. Bases 1 to 615 code for a protein of 204 amino acids. NCBI's taxonomy places the organism in Eukaryota, Fungi, Basidiomycota, Agaricomycetes, Gloeophyllales, Gloeophyllaceae. Gene Ontology annotation, cellular component: membrane. The transcript has 5 exons. The record is from RefSeq and is a predicted model, not a curated record.